This is a messenger RNA of Mucor velutinosus, 1704 nucleotides long. RefSeq lists its product as uncharacterized. Lineage: Eukaryota; Fungi; Mucoromycota; Mucoromycetes; Mucorales; Mucoraceae. The record is from RefSeq and is a predicted model, not a curated record. Gene Ontology annotation, molecular function: protein binding. The coding region runs from base 1 to 1704 and encodes 567 amino acids. The transcript is spliced from 9 exons.
AUGUCCAAGCGAUUUCCUGCCACGUUGUGCCUGGCAUUGAUUUUGAGCUUAACGACCACCACCUUAGCUCAGACAGCAGCAAGAGCCAAUACAUGUUGUGGACUCAUGUCUGGAAAAAUAUAUUGCUAUGGUGGUCUUAUCUUUACAAGCACAACAGAGAAUAAAGUAGAUAAUGUCAUGAACGUUUUAGACAUCACCAAUAAAAGUGGAAUUGCCUCUGACGACUUGCAAAACCUGUGGCGAAGUGUCAGCUACAUUGCAGACAACGUCGAUUUGACACCUAGAACAGAUCCUCAAUGUAUUGUCAUCAGCGAUCAAAAUCGCAUGAUCGUCAAUGGCGGUUAUGUCACUGCGCCAAAGGCAUUGGCAAAUAUGAAUGUCAUGUACAAUGCGCUCGAAAACAAAUGGUACAUUCAAUCUGCUUACGCUGAAGACCCUUAUGGAAAUAGACAAAUAUAUUGGGGCUCGGGUAGCUAUGUGCCUGGUAAAGGUGCUGCGUUCUAUGGUGGAUUUGAAGAAUUUAUCAACCCCAAUUGGACAACGCCCAACACAAACACUUCCAUCUUCACCUUUGCAGACGGCUUCUCAAGAACCAUUGGUUACACUCAAGUCUCCUACUUUAACGUAGAUAAUCCUGCAUCUGCCUGGAAUACCCCUGUACCUUUGACAACCGCUUCAGAUCAGUUCUCUGCUCGACAUCAAUCCGUAUUUGAUCCCGUUACCAACAUGCUUCUCUUCAUGGGAGGCGAAUACAGAACGACUACAUCACAAAACUCUAUUCCUCGCCCCUAUUCAUACAUCAAGGCAUUCAACACUCUUACCAAUGAAUGGAGCAUGAUGAAUCUCACUGGCGAUAUACCCACACAAAGCAGAAUCUAUUCUACAUUGACAUUAUUGCCUUCCACCAAUCGACAUGUCUUAUUGUAUGGCGGUGAAGCCGACGACACAGUCGUACAGGACUACUGCAAUGUCUUGAAUUUAGAUACUAAGAAUUGGACUAGACAGACCAUCGAUGCACCUGCUGGAACAACCUUGCAAAGAUCAAGACAUUCAUCUGUGCUCGUCAAUAACAACACCUUAUUCGUCAUGUGGGGUAUUGAUCCCAACAAAGUAGGCACUAGUUCAGUGCUUAUUCUCAACACCACCAACCCUGACGCCAUCACCAUGUCCAACAAGUAUGUUGAUCCUAAUGCUGCUAAUGCGGCUGAAGCCUCCAAUGGCAAUACAAUCCAGCCUGGUGCUGGCACUACAAGCGCUAGUGUUGCCACUUUUGGCCUCAGCAGUGGUGCUAAAGCUGGUGUUGCUGUUGCAGCUGUCGUUGUGGUAAUUUUGGGCGCCAUUGUCAUUUGGUUCUAUCUUCGCAACAAGAAAAAGAACGAAAGAAUCAGAAAACAAGAACACGAGCUAACAAAGCAACAACAACAAGCCGAGUACUACAAUACUACUAACGUGGAGCCCAUGGAAGUCGAUUGGGAUCAAAUUGAAACGAAAUAUACAGAAAUGCCUACAAUCAAACUCGCAAACAACAAUGAGCGAUUUGGUACAGGCCCAGACAGCGUUACAUCCACAACCAUCAUCAAUGGGGGUGAGCCCAACUCAACAGCUUACGCAGUACAUCCCGAUGCUGUUGAAGUGCAUCGUCCCAAUACAGUGGAUUUGCCACCUCAACUACCAAGAGUACUGAAGCCUGAUGGUGGAUACUAG